This is a messenger RNA of Blastocystis hominis, 357 nucleotides long. RefSeq lists its product as hypothetical. Bases 1 to 357 code for a protein of 118 amino acids. The record is from RefSeq and is a predicted model, not a curated record. The transcript has 5 exons. Lineage: Eukaryota; Bigyra; Opalinata; Blastocystidae. Gene Ontology annotation, cellular component: eRF1 methyltransferase complex. Gene Ontology annotation, molecular function: S-adenosylmethionine-dependent methyltransferase activity; protein methyltransferase activity; nucleic acid binding. Gene Ontology annotation, biological process: methylation.
AUGAUUGUUGAAAUUGGACCUGGUUCGGGAAUUAUUUCGACCUUUCUGACAAGAAUUGUGAACGAAUCCCAUCCUACAGCAACGCUAGCUAUAGAUAUCAACAUGGAUGCGUGUCGAAUCACGCGCGAUACCUACCAUCAAAAUAAGGUUGUUUACGGUGAUACAAUUCGUUCCAAUUUGCUUCAAUGCACCCUUCAGAGACUUCAAAACAAGGUGGAUGUGUUGCUCUUCAAUCCUCCCUAUGUCCCUACUUCUUCGGAAGAGACCUUCCUACCUACGAUUGAGUCGGCCUAUGCAGGAGGAGAGAAAGGAAGGGAAGUGAUUGACGUUCUUCUGCCAAAUGUCCAGGUACAAUAA